UCACUAGAGUUAUGACUUGUGUAUUAAUUAUAUAUGUUUUAAUUUUUUCUUCUAUCAAUCUUUCAUGUCAUCAACAAGAGGAAGAGACACUUUAGAACUUUGUGGAGUUAUACGUGAUGUGUUGGAUCCAUUCACAAGGUCUAUUAGCCUAAGUGUUGUUUACAACCGUAAGGAAGUUAUCAAUGGCACUAAUUUGAGGCCUUCUCAAAUUACAAAGCAACCUAAGGUUGAGAUUGGCGGAAAUGAACUUUCUACUUUUUACACUCUGAUUAUGGUGGAUCCUGAUGCUCCAAGUCCGAGCAAUCCAAAUUUGAGGGAAUAUCUACAUUGGUUGGUCACUGAUAUCCCAGCAACCACAGGAGUAACCUUUGGCGAUGAAGUUAUAUGCUAUGAGAGCCCAGGGCCUUCAAUGGGAAUACAUCGGAUUGUUUUCUCUCUAUUUCGUCAAUUGGGCAGAGAAACUGUUUAUGCACCAAAUUGGCGUCAAAAUUUCAAUACAAGAGAUUUUGCUAAACUCUACAAUCUUGGAUCACCUGUUGCUGCUGUUUAUUUCAAUUGCCAAAGGGAAAAUGGCACAGGCGGUCGUCGCGGUGGAUAAUUAUAACAGGAGCAAUCUCAAAUGUGAUACGAGAGAGAAAUAUCAUAUAAUAAAAAAAACAAUCUCAAUUAUCGUACUCAAAUGUCGAUCUCGAAUUAAAAGCUUCUUAUUGUUGCAAAUUAAAAAUUCAUUUGAGAAAUAAGUUCUAAUUGUGAUGCCUUUUUAAUAUAUAUUAUAAUCUUUAUUUUCUCAAA
This is a messenger RNA of Solanum dulcamara, 792 nucleotides long. RefSeq names its product protein FLOWERING LOCUS T-like. Lineage: Eukaryota; Viridiplantae; Streptophyta; Magnoliopsida; Solanales; Solanaceae. The coding region runs from base 65 to 598 and encodes 177 amino acids. The transcript has 4 exons. The record is from RefSeq and is a predicted model, not a curated record.